Molecule: messenger RNA, 1901 nt
Organism: Rotaria sp. Silwood1
Lineage: Eukaryota; Metazoa; Rotifera; Eurotatoria; Philodinida; Philodinidae
Source: the annotation of a GenBank genome assembly
AUGAGUCAACAACCAAGACGACGCCUUCCUGAAAACUACAUGGUUAUUUGGGUUGAUGGAAAUAUGGAUAUGACCAAUAAAGAUUGCCACAACACACUUGCGCAAUUGCGCGGUGUUGUAAAUCAAGUCAUACCUUGUACGACAGCUGAAGAAUGUGUUCAACAGCUGAAUGAAAAUCCUGAAGAGAUAUCAUUUGUUAUCUCCUCAGGUGCACUUGGACAACAUCUGGUACCAAGCAUCCAUGGCAUGGCGAAAUUAAACGCCAUAUUCAUAUUUUGUCGUAAGAAAGAAAAGCAUCAAGUAUGGGCCCAAAAUUGGCCAAAAAUCAAAGGUGUUCACACAACAAUCAAACAUAUUUGUGAAAAAUUGGCCAUAGCAAUCAAACAAUGCAAUCAAGAUCAUAUAUCGCUUACCUCAGAUGAUGAUCCACAACUUCGAGAAUUAACUGACUAUAAUCGAGAAGAAGUCCACGGUACCGGUUGGUCUGGAAUGGGUAAAUUGUUACUCAAAAUAGGUCAAUCCAACAAGGCCGAAGAACUAUAUAUGGCACUACUGGAACAAGCAUCGAACGAUAGUGAUAGAGCAUACAUCUAUCAUCAGCUUGGAGUGAUGAAACAAGACCAACGACAACACGAAGAAGCACUUGAAUUUUACGAAAAAUCACUUGAAAUAAGCAAAAAAGCUCUGCCUUCGAAUCAUCCCUCAUUGGCUACUUCGUACAGCAACAUCGGUGGAGUGUACAGCGGCAUAGGUAACUACUCGAAAGCACUUGAAUUUCACGAAAAAUCACAUAAAGUCUUCGAAAACGUUCUCCCCUCCAAUCAUCCCUCAUUGGCUAUUUCGUACAGCAACAUCGGUGGAGUGCACAGCGACAUGGGUGACUACUUAAAAGCACUUGAAUUCUACGAAAAAUCACUUGAAAUAAGAAAAAAAGCUCUGCCUUCGAAUCAUCCUGAUUUGGCUACUUCAUACGGCACAAUCGGUCAAGUGUAUAAAAACAUGGGUGACUACUCGAAAGCACUUGAAUUUUACGAAAAAUCACUUGAAAUAAGAAAAAAAGCUCUCCCUUCGAAUCAUCCUGAUUUGGCUACUUCAUACAGCAACAUCGGUGGAGUGUACAGCGACAUGGGUGACUACUCGAAAGCACUUGAAUUUUACGAAAAAUCACUUGAAAUAAGAAAAAAAGCUCUGCCUUCGAAUCAUCCCUCAUUGGCUACUUCAUACGGCACAAUCGGUGGAGUGUACAGCGACAUGGGUGACUACUCGAAAGCACUUGAGUUUUACGAAAAAUCACUUGAAAUAAGAAAAAAAGCUCUGCCUUCAAAUCAUCCUGCUUUAGCUACUUCAUACAGCAACAUCGGUGGAGUGUACAGCGACAUGGCUGACUACUCGAAAGCACUUGAGUUUUACGAAAAAUCACUUGAAAUAAGAAAAAAAGCUCUCCCUUCGAAUCAUCCCUCAUUGGCUGCUUCGUACAACAACAUCGGUCUGGUGCAUAAUAACAUGGGCGAUUACUCGAAAGCACUUCAAUUUUACGAAAAAUCACAUAAAAUCUACGAAAAAGCUCUGCCUUCGAAUCAUCCUCAUUUGGCUGGAAGUCACGUGAAUUUUGCAGGAUGCUACGAAAAAAUGGGUGAUUACACAGCAGCUCUUAAAGCCCUUAAAAAUGCUUAUCAAAUUCAGGAAAAAGCUUUUGAAGAAGGUAAUCCAGCUUUUGCUUCAACAUAUAGCUGGUUUGGAAGAGUUUAUCGCAGUAUGAAAAAUUAUCCAAAAGCACUUGAGAAUUUCGAAAAAUGUUUCUCAAUACGUCAAAAAGCUUUAUCUGAAAAUCAUCCGUAUCUAGCUAUUACAUAUAGUAAUAUUGGUGAUGUUCAUCGAUUAAUGGGUGAUUAUGAGAAGGC